UUCUUAAAUUUAGCCAGAAAUUGGCCACAAUUAAUACAUUAUUGGACACGUAUCGAUUUGCUGUUUUUAAUGCCUCCCUAUAAACCACCUAAAUGGUCAUUACGUAAACAAUUACAUACACUACUAAUUGGUUUUUGGAUAACGGCUUUGGUGGAACAUUGUUUAUUUUAUGCUUCCGGUUAUUAUAAUUUCCGUAUGCGUCGUAUACACUGCCAUCCCGAUGAAGAAAAAUACUCUUUCAAGGACUAUAUACAGCUGGAUAUAUUCACAGAUAUUUUUACAUAUUUUCCCUACAAUAUAUUUGUGGCUGUUUAUGCAUUUUUUUUAAGCAGUACUUUUACGUUUUUGUGGAAUUUUUUGGAUUUUUUCAUAAUGUGCAUAAGUUUGGGACUGGCAACACGUUUUCAACAAUUUAAUACUCGUAUAGAAGUUUUGGCGGGUUGUUAUGUACCAGAUGCUGUUUGGUAUAAAAUACGUCGUGAACACAUCAUAUUGUGUGAAUUCAUGGAAAAAGUUAAUGAUCAAGUAUCAACAAUUGUGUUUCUAUCAUCACUUAACAACAUGUAUUUCAUUUGUAAUAAUUUAUUAAAUAUAUUUACAAAACUUCGUUAUCUGAUUAACUAUGUUUACUUUUGGUAUUCCUUGAUAUUUCUUUUAAGUCGUACCAUUUGUGUUUUUAUGUUUGCUUCGAAGAUUCAUGAUGCCUCAGUGUUACCUUUGCAGACUUUAUAUCUGGUUCCCAGUGGCUGUUGGACCGAAGAGGUCCAACGUUUUAGAGCACAAAUUUUAAAUGAAUUUAUCGGUUUGACAGGCAAACGAUUUUAUGGAAUGACUCGAAAGAAUUUAUUUGGGAUGAUGGCUACCAUUAUAACUUAUGAAUUUAUGCUUUUGCAGUUAGAUAAUAAAAAUAAAGAAAAUUCUUUACCCGAUUUAUGUACUUAA
Molecule: messenger RNA, 942 nt
Organism: Lucilia sericata (common green bottle fly)
Lineage: Eukaryota; Metazoa; Arthropoda; Insecta; Diptera; Calliphoridae
Gene: Gr61a
Product: gustatory receptor for sugar taste 61a
Exons: 6
Biological process (GO): detection of chemical stimulus involved in sensory perception of taste; sensory perception of sweet taste
Cellular component (GO): membrane
Molecular function (GO): sweet taste receptor activity
Source: RefSeq, a predicted model, not a curated record